Neurospora tetraspora is the source of this 687-nucleotide messenger RNA. RefSeq lists its product as uncharacterized. Bases 163 to 618 code for a protein of 151 amino acids. The transcript has a single exon. Lineage: Eukaryota; Fungi; Ascomycota; Sordariomycetes; Sordariales; Sordariaceae. The record is from RefSeq and is a predicted model, not a curated record.
GGAAUCAUCGCUCUUCUGGCGCAGGCGCAGAGCAUCCCCGCGGCUUGGGAUUCCUGCGGACACCCUCGGUUCUAGUCUAGGGGCAUAAACCGACGAUUUUUGAGACUUUUUCCACAUGGAAAGAACCGGGCCGGAACAUUAACGGCAUGCCACAAUCCUACCAUGGACAGCCAUAGUAAUAUGGUCGCUUCUAGUUCAGCGCAAGGGUCCCUAUUUCUUUUCCACAUCAACAUAUGUUACCUUCCCAUUCUUCAAGAAACUAAACCAAAUUUUGUUCACUCUUUUGACCUUAAUCGACACCAGCUUUACCCGUCGAAUCUAGGUAGCAAGGUCGUAAAUACUUCAUUCAACCUUCCACCCUCUUAUUUUCCGCUCGUUUCUUUUUCCCAAACUCAGCCCCCAUUGUUGACUUCACAUCACUCGUUUUUCUUUGAUCAAAGCUUUCCUUAUUCCAACCGUCUUGUUUCCCCUUGGAUUAUUCGUAGACAUUACAUCAACAUGUACCAACAAAACCAAGUUGACACCCAUCUCAAACGUUCCUCUGCUUCUUACUGUGUUAGCUCUUACUCCAUUUCCUUUUUGGUUAUUUUCCUUUGUACCAUACUGGCCUAUGUAUGAUGCCGAAGUACUGGAUGGUGGUAAGCCCUACCCUACUGCUUUUCACACUGUCUGUUCGAACAAUUGGCC